Messenger RNA from Plasmodium malariae, 8247 nucleotides. Its product is annotated as inositol-phosphate phosphatase, putative. The record is from RefSeq and is a predicted model, not a curated record. The transcript is spliced from 3 exons. Gene Ontology annotation, molecular function: phosphatidylinositol-4,5-bisphosphate 5-phosphatase activity. Bases 1 to 8247 code for a protein of 2748 amino acids. Gene Ontology annotation, biological process: phosphatidylinositol dephosphorylation. Lineage: Eukaryota; Apicomplexa; Aconoidasida; Haemosporida; Plasmodiidae.
AUGAAUGCAUACAACACAGAAGGGAGAUAUUUAUUAAUAAUUUAUGAAAAAGUAUUCAAAAUAAUAUAUAUAAAGCAUUUAAAAGAUAACAAAAAUGAGAACGUUAAGGUACCUUCACUGUUUGUUUUUCGGGAGAGUGGAAAAUGUUCAGAGAAGUUGAUAAAUAAAGAUAAAAUUCGAAAGAAAAGUAAAAAGUUUGGUAGUACAAUAAAUGAACUAAUUAUUGAUAACAUUAUUGGUACGAUUGAAAUUAAAAAUGAACUGUUCUUAUUUGUUGUAGAGAAAUGGAGAUUAUUAUGUAAAUUCUUUUAUUUAAAUAAGUAUAGAAGUAUAUAUAAAAUUGAGAAAGUACAUUACAUACCAUAUAAUAUUAAUAUCACCUCGAUGAACACUACAGUAAACAAUUCAUUAAACAUUGAUGACAAUUCAACAAAUUUUUUUAUUAAUAAUUUAAAAAAUAAUGAAGAUAUAAAUAAAAAUUUUGAAAUUAUUAAUAACAAUAAUAUGAAGUUUAUAUAUAAGAGUGAUGAUGUUUUGCAAAUACAGGAGGGGGAUGGGAAUGAUGAUGAUGACGAUGAAAUUAGGGUUAGCAAAAUUGAAAAUAAUACACAUAACAAUAAUUCCAAGAAGAUGUGUUGUGAUAUGUAUAGCUCGUACAAUGAAUUGGAUAAACCCUACAAAAUAGAUGAGGACGAUUUUUACAAUAAACAUUUUUCUACCAAAUUUAGCAAAAGAGAAAAUGAUAAUAGUACUAAUAGAAAAAAUAAAGGUUUAAACCAUUUCAACAUAAGUGGUGAUGUAAUAGAGCUUAGCACGUAUAAUAGGAAUAGUAAUAAUUAUAGUAAUAAGUACAAUAAUAAGUACAAUAAUAAGUACAAUAAUAAGUACAGUAAUAAUUACACUAAUCAAAAAGAGGAAAAGAAUAAUAAGAAAAUUCUAAAUUUUAAUACAGCCAAAAAAUGGCUAACAAAUCAAUUUACCCAUAAAAAUAUAUUAAACAUAAUUUCAGACAUAACGAAUUAUGAUAACAAAUAUGAUAAUGAGAAUGGAAGAACUACUACUAAAAUACACAAUGAUAAUAAUUUCCAUAUUAAUAAUAGCAAAACAACUUAUAAUAGUAAGCAAAGGAAAGAUCAAGAACAAAAUACGAACUCGUCAACUUUGGACGAUAAUGAACUAAUAGCUAAUAUUCUUAAUGAUAAGGAUGAUUGUGAAAUGAGUUAUAAUAACAAUACCAGUGGGUGUAAUAAAACUGGUUAUAAUGAAGGAAGCAAUAAAAAUAGAAGCAACUACAAGGGAAGUAGUAUCGACACGAAUAGCAUUGGAAGUGCCUUCGACAGCAUCCCUAGGGGCUGCAGUGGCCAGACGAAAGUCAGCAAUAAUAUUGGCAAUGAUAAAAGUAGGAAUAAUAAUGAAAAUAACAAUGGAAAUAACAGUGGCAGUAACAAUGGGAUUAGUAAUAGAAAUAAUAAUUAUGAUGGUAGCACAAAAAUAAAUGGCGGGAGGAACGAGCAGCAGAUGGUAGAGAGUGCAAUGUAUGGGAAGUGCAUGAACAAGUUAGGAGAAAGUAAACAACCCGAGCAGUCAGCAAAAAUAAAUGUUAAUUUAAUUGAUAAAUUAUUUUUUAAUAAGGAGAACAGGAUUGAAGUUAUACCAAAUGACAAACAUGAACAAGAGAAGAAGGAGGAGGAACUGAAUAACAUAUGUUAUGAUAAUAAAAUGGAGCAGUACCAAAAGGGGAAGGGCACAAAUAACAAGUACAUUCAAGGGGAUAACAGUAAUUUAAAUAAAGGUACCACUGAUCAACUUAAAAAUUGUUACAAUGAAAAAGGAGAUGCUUAUGUGAAUGUAAGUAAUGAUAAUAGUUACUACAAGAAUAUACUGUUAAAUUAUAAUGAAGAAAUGAAAAUGGUAAUUACACCGAACAGAGAUAAUUGUAAUAGUAAAAUUUCUCAUGAAAAUUUGCCGGUGAGUAUUAAUGGGGGUGCUGCAAAGGGAUGUACUGUCAGUGCAUGGAAUAGCCAUUCCAAUAGAAAUGGUAAUAGUAACGGUAACUGCGAUGUGAUUGGAGCUGCGAAUGGUAAUGGGUGUGAAGAUGCCAACUGCAACAGCAGCAGUAAUAACAUAAAGGAUCUUAUUACCAAUUCUUACUUCAAUGUAAAAAGCAAUGUGAAGAUUUAUGAUAAAACAGAACAAAACGAAAAGAGAAAUUCAUAUCCCGUUUCUUUUAAAAGUGGAAAUGAUGAUAAUGUUAAAGCUGAUGGAAAAAAAAUGAACUUGAAAAUGGACAUACAUAAAAUAUUAAAAAUGAUUCAGAAAAUAUUAUCAGUUCAUAUGUAUUACUCGUAUGACUAUGAUUUAACACAGGGGAUUCAAAAAAAGUGUAGAAAGAAUAUUGAUGAAGUAGAAGGAGAGCCACUAUAUUCAUCAUCAUCUUCCACUACGUUAAAUAAAAAGAAAUCAUUUUUAAAAGUUAGUGAAAGAAAUUUUAUGUGGAAUUAUCAGAUGAUAAAAAAAAUUAAGAAUAAGUGUAAAAUUGAUGAUAACUGGUUUUGUUCAAUAAUACAAGGAUAUAUAGCUUAUACAUCUAUAGAAAUAAAUAAAAAAUGUUUAGAAUUACUUCUAAUAAGUCGACGUUCCUCUGUAUUGGGUGGGACUAGGUUUAAUAAAAGGGGUAUAAAUGAUGAUGGUUACGUAGCUAACUAUGUAGAGACUGAGCAAAUUAUAAGAAUUAAUAAUAGAAAUAUGACGUUAAUGAAUAGAUUUGAUAAUGCAAAUAUGACUGUUUCGAAUGUGAAGGAAGAAAUAGACAAAUUCAACACAAGAAAUAAUAAUGUACCUAAUUCAAAUUAUGAAAAGAAUCAGGUGUUCUACUGUGAUGCAACUCCUCUGCCGAGUAUUCAAAUUGAUAAGGGAGAAAUUAAAUUGGAAAAUUCAAGCGAUCAAACAAAUUUAUGUUACGAGAUGGAUGUAUAUAACAUAAAAAGUAGUGGCACAGGUAGCGACAAUGGUAGAGGUAGUGCUAUAAAUAGCGACAGAAAUUUCGAGAACAGGAUUAUUUCCCUAGUUCAGAUAAGGGGGUCCAUCCCCCUUUUUUGGAAGCAACAUUCGAUGUCUUCUCAUGUUAAUAUAGAGAGGUCUUCCUUGUUAAGUAUUAAAGCGUUCAAAGAACAUAACAAGAAAUUAAUUAGUAACUAUGGUAAUAAUAUAUAUUAUAUAAAUUUGCUUAGUCAAAAUAAAGGGAAUGAGAAAAAGUUGACUAAAAAAAUGAUUGAAAUGAUAAAUUAUAUAAAAAAGGAUAAGCAUUAUAAGGAGAAGGAUUUUAUUAAUUAUAUAGAAUAUGAUUUUCACAUUUCUGUGAAAAAUAAAAGUUUUGAAGAUGCUAUGAAUGAUUUUAUUAAUAAAGUAUUACUUAAUGAGAUUAAAAAUGUUUCCUUUUUUAUGGAAUCGUGUAAGAAUACGAAUAAUAAUAAGAAGAAUAAUAGUAAUUAUAAUAAUGUUAGCAGUACAGGAAAUGGAUAUUCAGACGAUUCUUGUGUUUAUCAGAAUGGCGUUUUUAGGACUAAUUGCCUUGAUUGUUUAGAUAGAACGAAUGUAUUUCAGUAUUAUUACACAUUAUUUUUUAUUUUCUACGUUUUGCACGUGUCAAAAAAUGAUAUGUUUCUUAAGGCAGUGAAGAAAUCGCAAUUAUGUUUUUAUAAAAAUGUAAAUAGUAUGUUCAGUAAUAGGAGUGUUACUAUUGUGAGUACUUUACAAAUGGAAAAUUAUUUACUCGAGUUGUCGGACAGAUAUCCGGUAAAUAAAAAUUGCGAGUACGCUAAGAUUAGUAGUACUACGAAUGUUGGAAAUAUUGGCAAUGACAGAAAUAUUAGUAGGAUUAAUAACAAUGUUAGUAAUAUAAGAAAUAAUAGUGGUAAUAAUUACAUAAGUAGUAAUAAUAAUGCUAGCAGGAACAAUACUAGAAGUAACAACAACUGUAAUAACAUGUCAGGCGGAGGGUCCAAUGUACUCGAGGAUUUUUAUUAUGUUAAUAGUAAGACGAAGACGAACGAGAGGAAGAAAGAAGACCAUAGUGAUAUUCCUAAUAUAUUAGAAGAACAAGAUAGGAAACAUAGAAUAAGAUAUAAUUAUGAAAAAGAAGAUGAAGAAAAAAAAAAAUUUAGAAAUGAACAACUGGAUGAAUAUAUCUAUAUAUUAAAACAUCUAUUUAAAAAAAUGUGGGUGGAAAAUGGGGAUAUUAUUAGUACACAUUAUACUGGGACUGGUAGUGUUUUUUCUUCACAAAUUAAUGUAGGAAGGUCAUCGUUAAGUACAAAUAUUGAUCAUGCAAUUAAAUCCAUUGAAAGAUUUUAUCAAAAUAAUUUUGAGGAUAAUUUUAGACAAGAGUGCAUUGAUAUAAUUUUGUGCACCGGGAAAUAUAGUAAAAAUAAGAGAAGGCAUUUUAUCGGAGCGGAUUUGAAUUAUUUUUUAAAUUAUAGUAAUUUUAUUACAAAGGAUUCUUUUCUUAAUUUGAGAAAUAAAAAUGUUGAUUCGCCUAUGAAUUAUGUGCAAUCUAGUGGCAAUAUGGAUAUAGGUAAACAGCAGAGAAAAGAUGGUAAAGAAUAUUCGAAUUAUAAACAAGAAGAAACUUUAGGAAAAAACAUCAAAAUGGAAAAAUUAUUAAAAAAUGGGAAUCGAUUACUUGAAUAUAGUACCAAUAGCAAUGAUUCGAAUAGUAACGAUUUUGCUGAUAGCAGCAGUGGCAUGAACGAACACACACAAAGGGAGGGAUCCAACAGAAACAUAGAGAAGAAUAGGGGAGAAAAAAAAAGAACCAAAGAGAAACAUUUGAGUAAGGUUAAAAAAACAGACAAGGAUAAAAUUCCAAGCGAGGAAGAUGAAGCUGAUGAAUAUGACAAGGAGGAAGAAGAAGAAUAUGACGAAAAUGAGGAGCAGGAGGAGGAAGAGGAAGAAGGGGAAAAGGAUAAAGGUAAUGAUAGAGGUAAACAUAAAGAUAAACAUAAUAGCAGAGAUAUGCAUAAAGAUAAAGAGAAACUGAAGGAGGGGGAGAAAACUGCGUACAGUGAUAAUGAAAUAAAAUGUGUUAAGAAACAAAUGAACAGAGAUAAGACAGUCUGUAGCAAUAAAAACGUGAGUGAUCAUAUUAUUGGACGAACAAGUAAUAAUGACAAUAUCGUAAAUAAUACCGUCGAAAGUAGUAGCAGUAGCUUAGAUAAUGUACAGAAAAAAAAAAAAAAAAAAAAAAAAAAAAAAAAUAUUAAUAAAAAAGGGAAAGAUAAAAAAAACAAAGGUGAUUUGGUAUAUAUGAAAAGUUUAUAUAAAAAGAAAAGCUACAUUUACAGUAUAAGAAAUAGAAAUAAAUAUACUGAUUACCUAAGUCAUGAUUUAAUUAAUCAUUAUUACAUGGAUUAUGAAGAUUCUAAAGUAAUACAGAAUUACAAAAAAAAGAGAAUGACGAAUACAGAUUAUGAAGAGAAAAUUGUGAAAUUAUGGGUAGGUACAUGGAAUUUAUGCGGUAGUGAUUUAUAUGAACUGAAUGAUAUAUCCUCGUGGUUAAAUGAAAUUAAUGAAUACAUUGAUAUGUAUGUAUUUUGUUUUCAAGAAGUUGUUGAAUUGACCGGAUUUAGGAUUUUAAUGAACAUGAAAGAUAAAUUUAAAGAAAAAAAAAUAGAGCAAAAAAUUAUUCAAUCCUUGGCAGAAAUCUCGCAGAAGCAGAAAGAAAUGUACAUUAAAAGUAAGGGACGUAGUAACAUAUUUUUUAGAAAAAAUAACGAAGAUAAUGGUGCACAUAAUUAUGUCGAUAACAAUGCCUCAUUGAAAAGUAAAAAUAUUGGAGGAGUAACAAACACCUGUUUUUCAUCAGCUCGAAUUAAUAUGCAUAAAAAUGAGGAAGUUAAUGAAAGAAUGAAUAAGGAUGACUACUAUGAAAAAUACCUGAAAUGUUUUAAUGAAUCAUACAUGAGUGAGAAUGUAGCACAUUCCGUAAGGUGUGAAAAGGAAAAAGAAAUAGUUAAGGAACGACGAAGAAGUACAGAUAAUAGUGUAUCACUGGAUAUUUCGAAAAACUGUUUUUUAAAUAAUUAUUUCAAUAAUUUAAAUGAAGGUAACAACUCCUUUUAUGAUAUUCAAAAUAAUGAAAGAAAAUCGUUUAACUUGAAUAUUUUGAGUAACAACAAUUUGAGUAAUCAAAAAAAAGAUAAUGAUAAUAACGAUUUACUUUUUUUAAAUGAAAAGUCCGAACAACAUAAUAUUGAGAUGGAAAAUAACUUUUAUUGUAAUAAUACAUAUGAGCAUAUUGGUGAAGGUAAUAACAACAACAGCAUGUUAAAAGUGCUAAAGGAUAAGGAGAAUAAUUUUUUCAGUGACCAUCAUAUAAAAAGCAAUGAUACUAAUAUAAGUUCAAAUAUAAAUGAAAUUUUUGAAAAUAAUAAUUCAAGUAAUUCAAAUAAAAAGGUAAGUGAUUCAUUAAAAAAUAAAAACAUUUAUAGCUCACAUGGAAAUAUAAGAAACUGGAAUGAUAGUGCCAAUGUGAAUAUUUCAGAUAGCCAAAAUGUGCAUAAUAUAGUGAAUAAUGAGGCGGAGAAGCAUAAGGGGGGAGAUCUAUAUUGCAGUGAGAAGGUUAGUAGUAACAAUAAUGGUGCCAAUAAUAUCGGUAAUAAGGAUGUUAGUAGAAGCCUGGGCAAUUUUAACGUUACCAGUGUACAAAACGUUUUUGAUGAAGACGGGGUUGGGAUGAGGAAAAGAUCCACGAAGAACCUAAUUCACUUAAACAAUGACGAUGAUGUUUUCCAUAAUAAUAGGAGCUUCAAUAAAGAUAUAAAAAGAGGAUGCAGUAUGAAUGAAAAUGCGUUGGGUUCACAUUCACAGGAGGAAGGAAAAAGUACACAUAAACGUAUUUACGAUAGUAAUAAAAAUAAUUUCUUCUUUGAUGAUGAAAAAAGGCAUUUAAAAGAUAAGGAUGUAUUUUUAAAGAAUGCAUCAAACAAAUAUUUUUUGAAUUUCAAAAAGUUUAAAUAUGUGAAGUUAAAAUCAGUUUCUAUGAUCGGAUUAUUUAUAAUCAUUUUUAUUGAUGAGGGAAUGGUUGAUCAUAUAAGAGAAAUUGAAGUGUGUAAAGUAAAGGUAGGUUUAAAAGGUAAUACUGGUAAUAAAGGAAGUGUGUCUAUAAAGUUUAGACUAGGUUUUAACUCUUUCUGUUUUAACAACAUACAUUUGGCAUCAGGUCAAACAAACAUCUUUGAAAGGAACAGUCAGAUGCAAAGUAUUUUGAAUAAUAGUUUCCAAAACCAAGAAUUAAAUAAUUUAUUUAAUUUUGACUACUUUUUUGCUUGUGGGGAUUUUAAUUUUAGAAUUAAUAAAACUCAUGAAGAAGUAUUUAAAUCCAUUGCAAAUAAGAAUGCUCAUCAGUUAUUAAAUUAUGACCAAUUUAUCUAUAAUAAAUUGUAUAAUAUUUUACCCUUUUGUCUUUUUUACGAGCAUCCUAUUAUGUUUAACCCGACAUAUAAAUACAAAAAAAAUUCGAACUUGUACGACGUAAGAAGGACCCCCGCAUGGUGUGACAGAGUACUGGUGAGCGGAAAAUUAAUACAUUUGUCGGAAUUAGAGAAAAAAAGAAAAGAGUUUAUUGCACAAGAAAUUAAAGAACAGGCGGAUGAUGUAAAAAAUGCGGAUAGGAAUAGUAGUAGUAAUAAUAAUAAUAGUAAUAGUAAUAGUAAUAGUAGUAAUAAUAAUAAUAAUAAUAAUAAUAAUAAUAAUAGUAAUAGUAAUAAGAAUAGCAGAAAGUAUGAACGUAUCAGAAAAAACAUUGACAAUGAGGAAAUGCAUGAUUUUUAUCAUAAUGAAAAAAUAUAUUUUAAAUAUUUAAAUUAUAAAACUCACAACAAUUUUUUUUCAAGUGAUCAUAAGCCGGUUAGUGCAAUUAUUGAAUUAAAAGUAUUUUUUGAUAAAAAAGACAUUGAGUAUAAAUUAAUUAAUUCAUAUAGUAUGAGAACAAAUGAUGAAUUUAAUAAUAUUGCAAAAAAUUCAAGUAAUACGAGUAAUAGUAGUAAUAAUAAAAACAACAAUUUGCUUGAUUAUUUCCUUCCGAAUAAUUAUGGGAUAAGCAAAUACACUGCUUAUCCAAUCUCACAAAUUUUAAAUUAUUCAAACAAUUAUAACGGGAAACUUAAAAAUAACAUGAAUGAAUAUUCAUUUUAUGAAGAUUCAAUAAAAAACAUAGAUAAGAUAGAUGAUUAUUCGUAUUCAAAAUGA